UUUACUUAAGACGGUUGUUGUAAGCGGUAGAUUGUCAUCGUACAAAACGGAAAUUUUGUGGAAGUGCGUUUAGUUUUAAACUUGUUACAGAAGAAAAAAAAAUUUAACGUAGAAUUAUUUUUUGUAAAAUAUUAAAGUGAUUUUGUUUUAAGCGAAAUUCAUAUAAAAAUCUGUGUGGUGUUUAAAAUUCUUUUUAAAUUUAUCACUUCGCUCUCACUCUACCCAUUUUAAGUUGAAAUUGUGUGUUUUUCUAACUGAACAGCAGCAUUAAGUCGAUAUGUUAGCUGCUGCUUUGACUCAUUUACACUAAUAUUUUUAUUAAAGAAACUUACUGAAUGACGUUCAUUUGUUGCUAUUGUUUUUGAAAGUAUCUUGGCAAAAUAAAAGUAAAAAUUGUUUGUUGCUGUUGGCAUCUUUAAUAAGAAAUUUUAACCGUGAAAUUACUUUAACUACAAAUUUGAUUUGAUAAAAUUUUUAUAGCAUUUUUUUGUUGGCACAACGCAACUAAAUAGUUUCAAUGAACUUUAAAUCGUUAAAAUAUAAAUAAAUAAAUAGUUUUAUAAUGAAUAAAAAUAAAAAAAUAAUAAAUAUAUUAAAUCUAUAAAAUUUUGCAACAAAAACAAACCUCAAAGUGAAUUAAAAGCAAAGGUUAUUAAACAAAAAAUAAAUGAAAUCUUUCGAAAUAACAAAAAACCAACAAGUACUUUAGUUUCUUUUGUGUGUGUUGCUUAAUUUUUCAGUGAAAUUUGCUCCUUUCACCGGCAGACGACAACAGUAACAACGUCACCAAUACAAAGUAAACCAUGUCUUGUGGUCCUUACCAGUUUCACUAACUUUUGUAUUGUGUUUAUGACCUCAACAUCUUCAUCACCAAUAUUUGCAGCAUCAGGCGUAACUUGUUUUUAUUUUAAAACCGCCAGCCACUAAACAAAAGUUUAUGCAAAAAUUUCUUUUACUCAAAAAAGAAACAGUUCAGUCGUGUUCAAAAUUUAAAUUAAAAAAAAAAAAUAAAACCCCAAAAGUUAAAUCAUAAAAACAACAUCAAAAAACACAUGCAAUUAUACAUAUAGUAAAAUUUUUUAUGCAUUUCAAUUCGUUUUAAGAAAACAACAACAAAAUUGCUGUUUUCCAAGUGGAUUAACUUUUUUUGGACCAACAAAAACUAACAAGUUAAAGUUAUUAAAGUUUAUUAAAAUUAAUUUCGAUGCAAAUAAUAUUGUGCUAAAAAAGUAAUCAACAAUCACAACAUUUUACGGAAACGCAAAAAAAAAAACAACAAAUGAAACCGAUAUUAAAAACACGUAAAUUAUGAAAAAAACUUUAUUAAUUGAAAAAUUUGUCAGUGAAAACAAAAUGAACAGAAAAAUGAUAGAAAUGAAGACGACAGUACCCACCACAGCAAAUAUCAUGAUACAAACAAAUAAAUUUAAUAAUAAUAAAAUUAAACAGAAUAAUACAGAUUUUUUAAAUGAAAAUAAAUGGAGAAAAAUAACAAGUCGGACGCCAUAUAGAAAUAAACAUAACAUAAACCUUACUAAAGCCAAAACCACCUCAAACAACAAACAUCCUCGCAAUAGCAACAGUAGUUUCCACAUCAUCAAUCGUAUGAGACAACAAAUGUCCUUCCUUUUAAAUAAAACAAAUUUUUGGAUUAUGCUGUGGUUGCUGGUGACGUUAAUACAACAUGUGGAAUCAUUAGAAAUGACAACAGGACAAUACCACACAACACACCACACGUCUUCAUCGACCGUUCGAUAUAGUCAGCUUUUAAGUACAAAUGGUCAAAUGACCAUGAGUGGCAAUGCAAAGAGUAUGGACGAUGUCGACGACGAUACAUUUCGGCCGUUUGUGCCUAAAGAUCCAGAAAUGAUAUCGCGUAAUGUGUUUACGCCAUCUGGACAAUUUCGUGUUUUUCAACCCAUUGACACAGAUUUAAGAGCUGCCGUGACAAUUCAAAGCAAAAGUCAACAUUAUGGAAGAAAUAAAAUGUCAGAGCCAUUAAACUCAUCUUCAUCAGCAGCAGCAACAGUAACAGCAGAACCAAGACAAACAUCCUUUGUGCAUGACACCCAACAAAUGACUGGAAACCAUAAAAAUACUAAAGGCAAGGAAAGAGCACAUGUUGAAGUCUACCAAAUAGACUCUAGUAAUUUAUCAUUAACGAAACAUCAGAAGCAGCAACAACAAUAUCAUCAGCAUCAGCAACCAGAACCACAACUACAUAAAACGGUCAAGAAAACACAUGAAAUUAAACAUCAACACGAACAAGAACCAGAACAACAUCAAUAUGACCACAAACAACCCAUAAACAAUGUGGAUGUUCAACGAAAUGAAAUUUCCAAACAGGAUGAUUUGAAAUCAGAUUUCAAAAAUCUCGAAGAUUUAUUAGUCGACUAUGUAACGAACUUUUUUGAGAAAGGUCAAUACGAACCUAUGCCUGGUCUAUUGGUUGAAUUACAAAACAAUCAGAGCCAACCACUGGCUACCGAGCUGACCGCUAAGACACGUAAUGUAAGACAAGCAUCAUUUGCCACUGAUGCUAAGGUUAAAAUUGAUUUACCACGAACAAUGGCGACAGGACGUUUAUUAUUUCUAACAGGUCUUAAAAAAGUUUUAUGGCCUGUAUUUAUGGGUUUACAAGUUUUGAAAUCUUUACUUAUCGCUAUGUUUAUACCGGCUAUCAUUGGUUCGUUUACGAAAUUGUUGGGAAAAGGUAUUUCAACAGGAUCUGCACCUCUAUUCAUACGUCCCAUGGAAGCACCACAAGAAUUAGAUUUUCGUGAUAAUAGUAUUAACUUUGAUGAUGAUAAGUUCCUAGUUACCGAUGAAGGUGUUAAAAAUAAUUCACCAUAUGCCUACAAUCAACCGGAUGCUUCACAAAUGCACAACGAAUACGUUUUUGAUCCAUCCUCUGCUAAUAAUCAAUUGUCGUACACUCGUUUGGGUAUGAAUGAGCGUCAACAUCAAUUAAUGCAAGAUUCCUAUAUGAGUGCACUACAAAGUAUAGGCUCAGCUUCUUUUAAAAAUUCUGGAUCAUUAUCGAGUGGUUCGUCGGGGUUAGUAGCACCCAUGGCUAAACGUCCACCACCAGCAGCAAAUGUUAAUACAUUCCAACAAUUUCAAAAUGUACCCGAUUCAUCAUUACUACUCUCCAAUUACGAUCCUUUCUAUAGUCCUUUAUUAUCACGUCUGGAUUCGGUGUUUGCCCAAUUGAAAAUCAAUUCAGACAAAGAAAUGUGUCGUGAAAAAUUGAUAUGUUUAAUGUAUGCAAAUCCAGCAAAAUAUGCACCAUACAGUAAUUUAGUCUCGGCCCAGUUGAGUCGUGAACUAAAUGAAUUGCGUAAACCCACAUCAGAUAAUCCCGAUAUAUUGCGUUUCUUUAAAUACAUGCGUGCUGCCAAGGAUGGACAGGAUGGAGUUGAUUGUGAGAAAACAUUUGAUAAAUGUACAGAGUUUAAAGAUUUUGAAAAUCCAGCAAUGGUCUCCACUUAUCAUGAUAUUAACAAAUUGGUACAAGCGAGAAAAUUGACAAACAAAUAAAAUACAAUCUAGAGGAAAAACAAAAGAAAACAUAUAUGUUCGUAAUAAAAUAUGAAAGAAGCUUUAAUAAAUGAUUAGAAUAAUAAAGUAAGAACCAAAAUGAAUGAAAAAUUUGGCAAAUGAAGACAUACAUAUGUACAUAUUACAUCUUGUAAAAAUUUUGUUAUGAUUGAUGAAUAAUAUGAAAUUUAUCUAUUUAUUACUGUUUUUUACAUUUAUCCUUUUUCGAAUAGCAAAAAGUAACAUCGACAAAAAUGACAGCCAUAGUUUCGUGUAGAUUGUAUUUUAUUAGUUUUAUUAUUAUAAUUAUUAUUUAUCUAUUUUUGUAUUUAUUUAUUUAUUUAUUAAUUUAGUUUUGUAUUUUUUUUUAUUUAUUUAUUUAUUUAUUUUUGUAUUUAUUUAUUUUUUUCCAUUUUUUAAUAUCUGAUUUUAUAGUGAUUUAAAAGUUGAUUUAAUCCUUUAAAUAGCAAAAUGUAUCGAAAUUUGUGUUUUUUGUAUAUUUUGCUAUUUCAAAGUAAAAUAUUUUUUUAAACCAAAAAGGGCUAUCCCCUUAGUUAUUCUUUUUUUUACAAAUUUGUUUAUGAUUAUGCAAUUUGUUCAGUUUUUUCCUCUUCUAAAACAAGAUUUUUUUGUUUAGUAUUUUUUGCUAACAAAGAAUUGAUUUAAUGUACAAUUUCAUUCAAAGCAACUUACCCAUUUUAACUAGAAAUGAUUUUGGUAUAUAUUGAUGAAAAUUUUUUUAAAAAUAAUUAUAAGUCUUUGAGAUUUCUUUGCAUUUUUCUUUGGAUUUUUUUUUUAAUAUUUUUGUUUAGUAUUUUUUGCUAACAAAGAAUUGAUUUAGUGUACAAUUUCAUUCAAAGCAACUUACCCAUUUUAACUAGAAAUGAUUUUGGUAUAUAUUGAUGAACAUUUUUUUAAAAAUAAUUAUAAGUCUUUCAGAUUUCUUUGCAUUUUUCUUUGGAAUUUUUUUUUUCAAUAUUUAUGAUUUAAGUCUUGUUUUAGUAUCAUUUAAUAAUUGAAAUACCAAUUAUGAUUUAAAAAUGUUUUGUUGGAAAUUUUCAUUAUUAAUGAUAAAUUACACAGGCGGACAAAUUAAUCCAGAGGACUAAGUUACACUGAAUCCGAACCUGCGUUUUUUUUCUUUUGUGAUAAAAAAAAUUCAGCGCAGAACAAAGAUUUCAAGAUUUUGCCUUUUUUGAAAUUUUGUCAUACUGUGUAAUUUUCUUUAAAUACCAUUUAAUAAUUACCUUAAAAUUUAUGAACAUUUUCUACUUUGUAAACUUUUCAUUUGCAUCAGUUUAGGCAAGACAUACAAUUUUCAUAAAGGAAGAAUAAAUUCAUAAUUUCGAUUGAUAACACAGACUAACGAAAUUGCGAUUUGGAAAAAGCCUUAAAAACUAAUUUAACUUCAUUUAAUGUAUUUUUAGCUGCUGAAACCUAAUCCGAUUCGGAUGUUCUUUAUUAUCGACAUGACGGAAGUUUAAUGUAAUUAUAAAAAAAUAUUUACGUUUGUGGGUUAAGUUUGAUUUUUUUUAAAGUCAUUCUAUUUUUUUCCUUCAAUAUAAAUAUCAGUUUCAUUCUAUAUUUUUCAUAAGUUUAAUUUAAAUCGUUUCCCAAGAACUAAUUUUUUACCUCAGCUUCAACUUCAUAGUUUAUGGGUUUUCAUUACAUAUACGAUUUUUCUAAAACAUCAGAUAUGUUUUUACUUUUUUCUUAUAAUUUUCUAUUUUAUAUUUUAAAAAAUAUAUAAAACGCUAACAACGAAACAUUUUUAAUAAUAUUUUUUCUUCGAAAUCCGUAAAACUCAAAUCGCACGUACGUUCUAAUAAUCUGUGAGAGAUACAUAUAUUUGAAAUAAGUUUUCCAGAAUUCAAAAAUAUUAUUUUAAGUGCGCUUUAGACUAUAAGACUUUACGUACAACUUUACUUAUGAGAAAUCAAAUAAAAUUCUAUUCGAAAAGAAAAUAAAAGUCGUAAGAUUUCUAUUUUUACUUUUACACUAUUCAUAUAAUACAAUAACACAGUACAAUGGAAACAGCUGUUUCUGCGUGGUUUACAUAAAAAUACAUCCCUGAUCUAAUGCGACAAGCUAAUUUUUUUAAUUAUUUCAAAAAAUGAAGAGAACCAUACGACUGUCAAAUUUUCCAUCCGCAUUUUUCUCAAUGUGUGAUUACGUUUCGACUAUCCCAUCCGUUCUCUUUUACACGAUGUUCUGAUAGAUCCCAGCAAAAAAGUCUUAAAAUUUUGCUAAUGAGUAAUCUAAAUAACGUAAUUAUUUAAUGCAUUAACUCGUAAUGAGUGCUCUUUGUCAAUAACGUUAUUUAAUUUUUUUAAUGUUAUUUGUAGACAAUUAUCUUGGGAAUCAGUCCAAUUGUCUAAAGCAGAGGAGCUCAAUAUUGCCAUUACAUAGCACGCGUGAUAGGGUUAGAAAAUUCUGCUGACGUUAAGUUGAUACACAUACACUACAAGUUUAAUUCUUUUUCUUUUUAUAAUGAGCAAUAUCAGUUAAUUUGUUCUCAAUUUGAGAAACAAACCAAAUCAGUUGCUGAUCAGCACUUGUUGAAGCGAGGUCUAGCGCGACGUUUUUAUACCCUUCACCUUCGGGAGAAGGGUAUAUAUAAGUUUGUCAUUCCGUUUGUAAUUUCUAUAAUAUAAUUUUCCGACCCUAUAAAGUAUAUAUAUUCUGGAUCCUUAUAGAU
Messenger RNA from Lucilia cuprina (Australian sheep blowfly), 6238 nucleotides. RefSeq lists its product as uncharacterized. Lineage: Eukaryota; Metazoa; Arthropoda; Insecta; Diptera; Calliphoridae. The record is from RefSeq and is a predicted model, not a curated record. Bases 1309 to 3540 code for a protein of 743 amino acids. The transcript is spliced from 7 exons.